Fulvia fulva is the source of this 963-nucleotide messenger RNA. Its product is annotated as Mitochondrial oxaloacetate transport protein. NCBI's taxonomy places the organism in Eukaryota, Fungi, Ascomycota, Dothideomycetes, Mycosphaerellales, Mycosphaerellaceae. The record is from RefSeq and is a predicted model, not a curated record. Gene Ontology annotation, biological process: mitochondrial transport. The transcript has 2 exons. The coding region runs from base 1 to 963 and encodes 320 amino acids. Gene Ontology annotation, cellular component: mitochondrial membrane.
AUGAGCACAACCACUGGGAGCUUCAUAGCGGGAGGCAUAGCAGCCUGUGGUGCUGUGACAGUCACACAUUCCUUCGAGACUAUCAAGAUCCGGUUACAACUGCAAGGAGAGCUGAAGUCCAAGAAAGAUGCGCCGCGACUGUACAAAGGUGUGCUGCACGGCGUGCGUGUGGUAUACACGAAUGAGGGCUUCAAAGGACUGCUGAGAGGUCUCGGCUGUGCUUAUGUCUACCAAAUGACCCUCAAUGGCUGCCGUCUGGGCUUCUACGAUCCCAUAAGAACGUCCUUCAAUUCGAUAGCAUUACAUCGAUCGCCUACACACAUGCAUGACCCGGACGUCAAGGCGAUGCAGAGCUUGCCCGUCAACAUUGCCUCAGGCGCAUCGUCCGGCAUCCUCGGCGCACUCCUAGGCUCGCCGUUCUUCUUAGUCAAGACACGCUUACAAUCAUUCUCUCCUUUCCUACCAGUAGGAACACAGCAUCACUAUCGCAAUGCCGCCGAUGGCAUGAGACAGAUCUACGGCGCCGAGGGCAUAAAAGGGCUGUGGAGAGGUGUCGGUCCUGCUAUGGUCCGGACAGGAUUUGGAUCGUCAGUGCAGCUACCCACCUACUUCUUCGCCAAACGCCUGCUACAACGGAACUUCGACAUCAAAGACGGCGCGCCGCUGCAUCUCAUGUCCUCGACAGCGUCGGGAUUCGUGGUCUGUGUCGUGAUGCACCCACCCGAUACUGUCAUGAGCCGGAUGUACAACCAGACUGGAAACCUCUACAGCGGAGCGCUGGACUGCCUUUUCAAGACUGUCAAGUCCGAGGGUGUAUUCGCCGUGUACAAGGGCUUCUUCGCUCAUCUGGCCAGAAUCCUACCACACACCAUCCUGACCCUGUCGCUGGCCGAGCAGACGAACAAACUCAUGAGGAAAUUCGAAGACCGGGUACUACCGAACCACGUCAAGGAGAAGAUAUGA